ACGAAUUACGAGUCAUAAACAACCCCUAUAAGUUUAACAUAGUGAACCCUCUUACGUCUAAUUUUCCCCCCUUCGGAACUUUUUCACCAGUAAGCUGCGACGCUCCACCCCUCCCUCUCUCUCACCUCCAUUGAAACGCGCUCUGAAUCUCCAUUGAAGCGGUUUGAUAGCUCUCUCCUCCAUUGAUUAAGCUUCUGAGGGUUUUUGGUGACUAAUCGGACUCCGUUGAGUAGAAGCUGGUGGUAUAAAUUCAAUAAAAUAACAUAACUCAACCCAAUGCCUAGGUAUUAUUGUGAUUACUGCGACACUUACUUGACACAUGAUUCUCCAUCUGUCAGGAAGCAACAUAAUGCAGGUUAUAAGCAUAAGGCAAAUGUACGGAUAUACUAUCAACAAUUUGAGGAGCAACAAACGCAAAGUUUGAUUGAUCAGAGAAUCAAGGAGCAUCUUAGUGGCCAAGGUGCUUUUCAAAUUGGUGCUGCCUAUGCAGCAUGGAGACCUGGUGUUAGACCACCUAUUCUUCCUGCACCAUUGCCGAUUCCAGGUUCCCUGCCUCCCAAUGCUCAAAUGGCUCCAGGGAUCAGGCUACCUGUUUUUCCUAGACCUCCUGGUUUUCCGGUUUAUGGGGCACCUCCAGGACAAGUUGUGGGACAACCAGGUGCUCCUGGUGCACCAGUGCAAGCAAAUGGUCCACCUGGGCCACCUCCUUUGAAUACCUCAACAUCAGUACCAGGAGCAACGCCUCCUGUUACUAAUGGUGGUGCUCCAACUGCAUCACAGCCUGGGUUCCAGGGUGCUCCUGCUGGCGGGAGCUUUGGAGGGACAAAUAUGCCUGCUGUCUCUAGCUUUCCUUCUGCUGGUGGAAAUGUUUCUUAUCCUGCAACUUCAGGUGCUGACGGAUUUACUUAUGGUCAAGCCCCGAACAACAGUCUUCAAUCUAACUGAAAUGGACAUUGGAUUCAGGAUGAGAUGUAUUUAUACCUCAAGGUUGUAGAUGCCGGGCUCCUGUGUGUUUUUUUUUUUUUUUUUUUUUGUUUUGAACUCUUUUAACAUAUGGAGAUUAGGGAGCAUCGAUAUAUUACUCGUACUUGUUAACAUGAGGAGGUGUGGAGGAAUUGGCUGGAUAUUGUCGUAUAGCUUUGCGCCCUUGUCUUCUAAUCAAUUUGCUGUGACAUGUAAAACAUAUGGAGUAGCUAGAGCAAUUAAUAUGUUUUGGUCCUUUCUACCAUAUUGAUGUGCUAGUGUGCUUUGAAAUAUGCAAAUUGUCAAGGCGUAAUCAGCUGAAAAUUACCAGUUUCACAUUUGUAGCUUGUGGCAUAACAAUUAUGGAAAGUAUUAGACAAUUAUGUUUCA
Molecule: messenger RNA, 1353 nt
Organism: Chenopodium quinoa (quinoa)
Lineage: Eukaryota; Viridiplantae; Streptophyta; Magnoliopsida; Caryophyllales; Amaranthaceae
Product: U1 small nuclear ribonucleoprotein C-like
Exons: 7
Coding region: 277-945 (222 amino acids)
Biological process (GO): mRNA 5'-splice site recognition; spliceosomal snRNP assembly; mRNA splicing, via spliceosome
Cellular component (GO): nucleus; U1 snRNP
Molecular function (GO): zinc ion binding; pre-mRNA 5'-splice site binding
Source: RefSeq, a predicted model, not a curated record